AUGAAAUCAUUUGUGUGUUACGUCGGUCUCAUAGUGGCCUUGGCUCUGCAGCUGCGGGCCAUCCAGCUCAAUUCUAACAACCUCCAUCCAGUCUCAUACGUCGAACUUGGCAACCAACUUUCGAACAAAGUGGGAACGCUAUGGAAAAACAAGUUAGACUCAUUCGUAGACGUUGUGUCUACCAGAAUUGUCGACAGAUUGGAGAAUGAUAUAUCCAGCAAUGCAGGAGCCGAGAACAUGAUGGUUCUUCUCGAGAACAAUGCUGAGCUCUUCGAUACGGCAGCAUAUAAAGGCCACAACAUGGCACUCAUUGAAGACGAGUUUAUCAGAAAAUUGAAAGACAGAUUCAACGCCAGCAAAUUCGGAAAGGGUUUAAAAAAUCUGGGAUCCAAAAUUAAGACAAAACUAUCCGAUUUGUACAAGAAGCACAAGCAUAAGCUGAAGCAUUUCUUAAAAGUUAUGAUGACUGGUUUGGUCAUCCCAUUAGCGAUUAAGUUCAUUCGAAAGCACCUGAGCGUGUGGAGAAAAAAGACAUUAGAAGCAACGAAGAAUUUGGACGAGGAUUCAAGGAGCGUAGCCAACCCAGUUAUAAAUGCGCUAUACGACCAAUUUUCGCAAAAAUUGGAGGAGUACGCUUCGGAACACGAGAUGAAUAACGAUAAACAAAUGAACAUAUUGGAUCAGUUGCAGAUGGAGAAGAAGAACAUUGAGAAUAUCGAAAAGCAGGAGAAGAAACUCUUGCACCGGUAG
Molecule: messenger RNA, 750 nt
Organism: Plasmodium knowlesi strain H
Lineage: Eukaryota; Apicomplexa; Aconoidasida; Haemosporida; Plasmodiidae
Product: gamete egress and sporozoite traversal protein, putative
Exons: 3
Coding region: 1-750 (249 amino acids)
Source: RefSeq, a predicted model, not a curated record